This is a messenger RNA of Labrus bergylta (ballan wrasse), 3432 nucleotides long. It is a transcript of the gene gabbr1a, whose product is annotated as gamma-aminobutyric acid (GABA) B receptor, 1a. Gene Ontology annotation, cellular component: membrane; G protein-coupled receptor heterodimeric complex. The record is from RefSeq and is a predicted model, not a curated record. Gene Ontology annotation, biological process: gamma-aminobutyric acid signaling pathway; G protein-coupled receptor signaling pathway. Gene Ontology annotation, molecular function: G protein-coupled GABA receptor activity. Lineage: Eukaryota; Metazoa; Chordata; Actinopteri; Labriformes; Labridae.
UCCAUCAUGACGUCGUGAAUUAGCUCAAGAUCGUAGAGGGAGAGAGGAAAAAAAGGAGGGGAGUGUGGUGAAUCGGUGUUUCGUCGUGUAUGGGGAUGCGUUUGUAUAUAGUGCAUGUAUGUUUUUUUGUAUGGAUUUUUGCCAUUUCUUACCUUUGCCAUGCGUAAUUGCAAUACACGGAGGGGAUCGGAAUAAGAUACGUUUUUGUUUUUCUAACAGCCUGUUUACGAACGGAGCAGCUUGCACCUUUAUAGCCAUAUAAUUACAGCCAUAAAAGAAUCGUUGCAAAGAUGCAUAUUUUUACCAAAUAAUCCGACCCAGGGCUUUCCCAUCCGGAGGACGCACUGUUAUCUUGACUGGGCUCAUCGAAAGUAAUAGCCAUCACGGAUUCCCUUGUCAACAGCCGACAAGUAACUACCGGCAGCAUACGAUCCAGAGAUGGCACGGCUAUUGUUUCUGAUUGUUCUCUAUGCUCUUCCAUCUCCUGUUGUGCCCAUACAUAAUUCAUCAACUGGAGGCUGUGCAAUCAUCCGGCCUCCCAGGGAUGGAGGGAUCCGCUACAGAGGUCUGACACAAGAACAGAUCCGCAGUGUGCAGAUCCUGCCCGUGGACUAUGAGAUCGAGUACAUCUGCAGAGGAAACCGGGUGAUCGUGGGACCCAAGGUCAGGAAGUGCUUACCCGACGGCACAUGGACGGACAUCACACUGCACAGCAGAUGUUUGCUGCUGUGUCCACGGGUGUGGACCUCUCUGGAAAACGGCCGGGUGUCGGUGAAGCCACCUGGACCUCCAGUGGAGGGGACGGUGCUCCAUUACAGCUGCCACGCCGGCUUCAUCCUGGAGGGCAGAAACAUCAGCCAUUGCACUAAACUGGGCAAGUGGGAUGCGCCCAAACCCACCUGUCUCUAUGACAGAAACUACACAGGAAAGAAGAAGCUGUACAUCGGAGCUCUGUUCCCAAUGAGCGGAGGCUGGCCGGGCGGGCAGGCAUGCAUGCCCUCCGCUCAGAUGGCCCUGGACCUGGUUAACAACAGGAGCGACAUCCUGCCCGACUACGAGCUGGAGCUGAUCCACUACGACAGCAUGUGUGACCCGGGAGAAUCCACCAAGUUGCUGUACGACCUUCUGUACACCGAGCCCAUCAAGAUCGUCCUGAUGCCCGGCUGCAGCGGCGUCUCCACCAUUGUGGCCGAAGCCGCUCGCAUGUGGAACCUCAUAGUGCUCUCCUAUGGAUCCAGCUCGCCGGCCCUGUCCAACCGCCAGAGGUUCCCAACCUUCUUCCGCACCCACCCGUCAGCCACCCUCCACAACCCCACCAGGGUGCAGCUUUUCCAGAAGUGGAAGUGGACACGUAUCGCCACCAUCCAGCAGACCACCGAAGUCUUCACCUCGACUCUGGACGAUCUGGAGCAGAGGACAAAGGAGGCGGGCAUCGAGAUCAGCGUUCGUCAGAGUUUCCUCACCGACCCGGCUGUCGCUGUCAAGAACCUGAAGCGCCAAGAUGCAAGAAUCAUUGUGGGCCUCUUUUAUGAGACCGAAGCCAGGAAAGUGUUUUGUGAGGUGUUCAAGGAGAAGCUCUAUGGGAAGAAGUAUGUGUGGUUCCUGAUCGGCUGGUACGCAGACAACUGGUUCAAGAUCAAAGACCCGGCCAUCAACUGCACGAUUGAGAACAUGACAGAGGCCGUGGAGGGACAUGUGACCACGGAGAUCGUCAUGCUGAAUCCUGAGACCGUCCGCGGCGUCUCCAACAUGACAUCGCAGGAGUUCAUCGCCGCCUUGAUGUCUCGUCUGGGUGGGAUGAACCCCGAGGAGACAGGCGGCUUUCAGGAGGCUCCUCUGGCCUACGACGCAGUUUGGGCUCUGGCCCUCGCCCUCAAUAAGACCGUAGCACCGCUGAAGGCCAAGGGCCGCCGACUUGAGGACUUCAACUAUAACAACCAUGACAUCACCUCCGAGAUCUACAGGGCCCUGAACACCAGCUCCUUUGAAGGGGUCUCGGGCCAAGUGGUGUUUGAUGCUCAGGGCUCCAGGAUGGCAAUGACUCUUAUCGAGCAACUGCAAGGAGGAAGCUACAAGAAGAUCGGUUACUAUGACAGCUCGCAGAAGAACCUCUCCUGGUUUGACAAUGACGUUUGGAUCGGCGCUGGCCCUCCGGCUGAUCGGACCGUGGUGAUUAUAGAGUACCGCUUCUUGUCUCAGAAGCUGUUUGCAGCCGUGUCCGUCUUCGCUGGACUCGGCAUCCUGCUCGGCAUCGUCUGUCUAACCUUCAACAUCUACAACGGCAACGUCCGCUACAUCCAGAACUCCCAGCCGUACCUGAACAACAUGACAGCGGUGGGCUGCAUGAUGGCUCUGGCUGCAGUGUUCCCGCUGGGGAUUGACGGUCACCACGUCCUCCGCUCACAGUUCCCCGUCGUCUGCCAGUUCCGCCUGUGGCUCCUCGGCCUCGGCUUCAGCCUGGCGUACGGCAGCAUGUUCACCAAGAUAUGGUGGGUCCACACCCUCUUCACCAAGAAGGAAGAGAAGAAGGAGAAGAAGAAGCAACACUUGGAGCCAUGGAAACUCUACGCAACAGUUGGAGUGCUGCUGGCUAUCGACUUCCUGUCACUCAUGAUCUGGCAGAUUGUGGAUCCUCUGCAUGUUACCGAUGAGAAGUUCACUAAAGAGGCCCCUAAAGAAGAUAAGGAUGUCCUGAUUCAGCCCUUGUUGGAGCACUGCAGCUCGGAGAAAAUGAACACAUGGCUCGGUGUUGUUUACGGCUACAAGGGUCUGCUGCUGCUUCUAGGAAUUUUUUUGGCUUACGAGACAAAGUCAGUCUCCACUGAGAAGAUCAAUGACCAUCGGGCUGUGGGGAUGGCUAUUUACAACGUCGCUGUGCUGUGUCUGAUCACGGCUCCAGUCACUAUGAUCCUGACUUCACAGCAGGACGCCUCCUUUGCCUUUGCCUCUCUAGCAAUCGUCUUCUCUGCCUACAUCACCCUGGUGGUGCUUUUUGUGCCAAAGAUGCGGCGUCUGAUCACCCGCGGGGAGUGGCAGUCGGAGCAGCAGGACACUCUGAAGACCGGCUCGUCCACCAACAACAACGACGAGGAGAAAUCACGACAGCUGGAGAGAGAGAACAGGGAGCUGCAGAAGAUCAUCCAGGAGAAAGAAGAAAGGGUAUCAGCGCUUCGUAACCAGCUGGCCGAGCGUCAAGCUCUACGCAACCGCCGCCGACCCUCCUCAGGCCAGAACCAAAACCACAACACUCCUCCGCCCUCCUCCCAGCCAGACCCCAAGUCUCUGCUCCCCCCGCCCGGCUACCCCAACCCCACCACGGACAAUCACUCCCUCCCUCCUUCCUUCUCCAACUCCUCCAACCUGUACCCGGCCGACAGCAAGAUGAGCCGCAACCACUGUCACAACAGCCAGAUCCCACUGCUGUACAAGUAG